CGCCAUCACCGAUGAGCUGCAACAAGAAUAUGGAUCGCCGGCAUAGCUACUUGGGCAGCUGUUCUUGUCGUAGUAUUGUUUGUGAUCCAGUACGACACGCAGGUGAGGAUCAUAAACUCUUGUUAACUUCUGAUCACCCUCUGGUCAUAAACACCGAGUCUACCUAUAUAUAUAAUACGGGACUAAGGCUUCGAACAACAUCGCCCUCGCUUCAUCUUCGCCUCGACGUGCUCUCUCCCCACCUCUCAACGUCUUCAUCGACAUGGCUCUCAUCAGAAGCAGGACGCACUUCCUUCGACUACCCGACGAGUCCACGAACAUCCUCUUCGAAGAACGCCAGGCUCGUGCCGCCGAGGAAACUCGGCUUCAUGGUGCCCAGACCGCCAUCUGCAAUGCGUGGUGCCGCGACUACUUCUUUCCCGCAGCUGAGCGAGUCCAGGGCUGGGUAAACAAUUCCGAAGUCGACGAAGCACACGCGGCUAUGGCUCUAGCCUUCUCGCGCAACUGGAUUACCUUCGAAGCACACUUGCAUGAUACCUCGUCCUUUAUCAACUCAAACGCUGUGGCGGAUCGGCACACGGUCCUAGCCCCGCUCGGGCUCUUCUGGGAGAAAUUCUAUGCCCUGUACGAGAGCGGCGAGGACCGACGCGUCGAGGACUCGCCUUUCUACAUCAAGGAGCUCGAUCCCGCGCUCCUCUGUCGCCUUCACGCCUGGUUCGAGGACCUCGACCUGCGAUUCCAGUCCAUGGACGACAUGUUUUUGAUGAAGUCCACAGACGAGUCUCAAGAGGGAUCUCCCGCUGACAGCCAUGGCAAGACUGAUCGCAGACGCUAUUGGAACAUCUUUCUCGCUGGCCUGGCGCGAUCGCUCGCGUCCGACACCGAUCGUCGACUGAAGGUGCCGUCCCCAAGCUUUCGGGAGAAGCUCGAGUGGAAGGCACGCUUCCCAAUCCUGGACAAGGACCUGAAUGGCGUCAAAUAUGUCCGAGACCCGAUUACGCUAGGAGGAGCUGUUGGCCUAGUCGACCCCGAUAUACUCUUGACAGGCGAUGCUAAGUCGAAAACAGAAUAUCUUCUCCAGAAUAUGUGCCGUAUAAUCGACAUAGUCCUGGACGACUACAAAUUGGGGGACGCUGCCGCGGAACAAGCUAUGUGCACCUUCCUCGAGAUGCAUAGUUUCCAGUGGUAGGGGUAGAGCCAGUACACAUCCCGUAGAUAUGUAUCAGAGUGUCAAGCAGAGGAAACAUCGAGC
Schizophyllum commune H4-8 is the source of this 1252-nucleotide messenger RNA. RefSeq lists its product as uncharacterized. Bases 263 to 1189 code for a protein of 308 amino acids. Lineage: Eukaryota; Fungi; Basidiomycota; Agaricomycetes; Agaricales; Schizophyllaceae. The record is from RefSeq and is a predicted model, not a curated record. The transcript has 3 exons.